Molecule: messenger RNA, 507 nt
Organism: Candidula unifasciata
Lineage: Eukaryota; Metazoa; Mollusca; Gastropoda; Stylommatophora; Geomitridae
Source: the annotation of a GenBank genome assembly
AUGGAAAAUAUGGAAGACAGCGGGAUAGACAGUGAUCAGAGAUCACACAAUGGCUACCAGUCAGUUCCAUCUAAACCAGCUUCAUAUAAAGCCUUGAAGAAACCAUCAGAGCUGCAGAAAAAGAUAGAGCGGCAGCGAGAUAUGGCAAGGCGGUCCACAUCAGUACCUGUUGAACAGCAGCCAAAGAAAAGCAGUUUUGUGCCUCGAUCAAGGCUUACAGUACCUAGCAGCCACACACGACUGACACAGAAAGAUAUGAACUUGACAAGCACAUCCACAGACCAGCAACCUCUUGUAGCAAUUAUGUCAGAUGAAAGUGAGGAGGAUGAAUUUGAUAUACUACGUUUGCCUAAAGCUGCCCACAAAGAGAUUACAGAACAGUUAAUCAAAGAUGGCUACAACCUUGACCUAGAACCGGAUGAUGAAGACCUUGACCUUAUACCACCAAGACCUUUGAAAGAAAGGUGUUCUUGCUGUACCUUGCCUGUUGGUUGCCUAAUUCAGUGA